AUGAGGAACUCCCAACCAGAAAAGAAACCAAGGAGUAAUGUGGGAGACGACCACGAAUUGGCGCCGUACAAACCUCUUUGUCCACGUUGUCAGCGUUACCAUUUCGGAGAGUGCAAAUCUGGUGAGAACGUAUGCUUCCGAUGUCACAAAGAAGGACACAUGGCGAUGAACUGCCCAGAAGCACGGAGUACGAAUGUCCCGAACAACAACAACGUCCCGACUUGGCGGAAUAAGAACAAUAACUGUGGAAGAAAUCACGGCAACAACAACAACAAUAUGGGAAGGAACCAGAACUACAACAACAAUGGUACCCGCAAGGGAGAGGCACGAGUUUAUGCCAUGAACCAGGAAGAGAUGGAUGGAGAGGCUCAAAUUAUGUCGGGUAUCUUACCCGUUCUGGACAAGUUUGCUAUAGUACUCUUUGAUUCCAGUACUUCGCAUUCGUUUAUCGCAAGGAGGUUUUACGAAAAGCUGAUACAACCCUUGAAGGUUGAUGCGGUUGCUGAGGCAAUACUCCUCUCAGUGCUUGUGCAAGCACGUGGGCCAGCGUAUUAA
This is a messenger RNA of Salvia miltiorrhiza (redroot sage), 555 nucleotides long. RefSeq lists its product as uncharacterized. The record is from RefSeq and is a predicted model, not a curated record. Gene Ontology annotation, molecular function: nucleic acid binding; zinc ion binding. The transcript has 2 exons. The coding region runs from base 1 to 555 and encodes 184 amino acids. Lineage: Eukaryota; Viridiplantae; Streptophyta; Magnoliopsida; Lamiales; Lamiaceae.